This is a messenger RNA of Drosophila grimshawi, 1124 nucleotides long. RefSeq lists its product as uncharacterized. Bases 166 to 921 code for a protein of 251 amino acids. The record is from RefSeq and is a predicted model, not a curated record. The transcript has 4 exons. NCBI's taxonomy places the organism in Eukaryota, Metazoa, Arthropoda, Insecta, Diptera, Drosophilidae.
UUUGUUUAUAUUUGGUACAGUGCAGCAAAUGCGCUUGUAUGUUUUUGUGACGCCCCAAGAGCGCAUUGCGCACACACACACACAUACAGGGAGUGAUUGAGAGUAAAUGAGAGAGAGAGAGUGCAAUAUAAGCUGCGCAGCUGGCAAUCGGAAGGAGGAGGAAGGAUGUCGUACAGCGCAGAGCGUGCGCUCUCCCAUUUGUAUCCGUUCAUAAUUGUGGCAUCGCUGGUAUGCUGCAUCACCUCGGCGGUGGCCUGGACACAUUGGCGCUACGUGCUCAACGCCUGCCCGGACACCAAUUGUGGCUGUGUGCUGCAUGGUCGCAGUGCGUAUAACAGCUUCGAGGGCGGUAACAUCGCCUACUGCCACUAUGCCACCUACGGCCUGAUUCUGCCCCUCGUCUUUGCUAUCGUCCUUGGCAUCUAUCACGGCUAUCGCAUGUGCAUUGGCAAAGGCGAACGCAAAUCAGGCACCACAACCCUCAGGCAGCGCUCCGGCGACAUGAUUGUGGUAACUACGGAAUCGGAUCUGACACCCGAUGGCCUAUCGCCCUACUAUUGGCUACCUGCCACAGUCAUAUCAGUGAUUAUGGCCAUCUAUCAGCUGAUCUAUGCUGCCAUUUUCACCGAUGGCUUUGAGGUCACCUGCAAGCAGUAUCGCGAGUCCUUGCUUAAGGAGAUUCAAGGUGUUGGAAACAUUGUGCCAGUGAUCAAGCAACGUUUGUCCUGUGCGGCUGUCUUCGAUUUUAUGGACUAUCUGGUGGAGAGCAUUUCGUACGAACGUCGUCGCUAUGGACGCAUCAAUACUUCGAUCUGUUUGUACUUUACGCUGCUCCUCGCCUGGUUUGCCCUCGCCGCCUGGAUUAUCGUGUGUGUCAUCAAUAUUGUCAACAUGCGCCGUACUCGCGCCGCCCGUGUCUAGAUCGCUAGAGCGAUCCAGCGAUGACAACGAACUAAUGUAUUCCACUGCACAUUCGCCUAAUUAUUAAUAUUAAUUAUACAUUCGUAGACAGCACAUUCCACGCCACUUAUUUAUUAGGUCUUAAUUCGUAACGUCCACGGUAUUUUCGUCUACCGCCAUUUACACAUUGUACAAAAUAAAUGUAUGAACAAGUUUAAUUUAAA